Messenger RNA from Rhinopithecus roxellana (golden snub-nosed monkey), 3655 nucleotides. It is a transcript of the gene HHAT, whose product is annotated as hedgehog acyltransferase. Bases 247 to 1728 code for a protein of 493 amino acids. The record is from RefSeq and is a predicted model, not a curated record. Lineage: Eukaryota; Metazoa; Chordata; Mammalia; Primates; Cercopithecidae. Gene Ontology annotation, molecular function: palmitoyltransferase activity. The transcript has 12 exons. Gene Ontology annotation, biological process: protein palmitoylation. Gene Ontology annotation, cellular component: endoplasmic reticulum.
GGGCACGGCGGCAGGGGCGUGCUCAGAGGACGCGCGCUGGACUACUCCUCCAAAGGGCAGCUCCGGGGGAAAGAGGGUGGCGUCCCGGGGAAGCCCGCAGCCGCCGCCGAUGUCGCUGGGACUCGGAAGUGCCGAAAGAGGGGUGUUGGGAACUCGCGGCGCGCGUGAACGUUGCCGUCGCCGCCGCCCGGGACAGCCCGGAGAAACUCUCAGUGUGGGCAUCGGGAAUCUUCGUGCCUAGGAGCCAUGCUGCCCCGAUGGGAACUGGCACUUUACCUACUUGCCUCACUAGGCUUCCACUUCUAUUCCUUCUAUGAAGUUUACAAAGUCUCCAGAGAACAUGAAGAGGAGCUGGACCAGGAAUUUGAGCUGGAGGCUGAUACUUUAUUUGGAGGAUUAAAGAAGGAUGCGACUGACUUUGAGUGGAGCUUCUGGAUGGAAUGGGGGAAGCAGUGGCUGGUGUGGCUUCUCCUUGGCCACAUGGUAGUGUCUCAAAUGGCCACACUGCUGGCAAGAAAGCACAGACCCUGGAUUCUAAUGCUCUAUGGGAUUUGGGCCUGCUGGUGUGUGCUGGGGACCCCUGGUGUGGCCAUGGUUUUGCUGCAUACCACCAUCUCUUUCUGCGUGGCCCAGUUCCGGUCUCAGCUCCUGUCGUGGCUCUGUACUUUCCUCCUGCUCUCCACACUGAGGCUGCAGGGUGUGGAGGAAGUUAAGAGAAGGUGGUACAAGACAGAAAACGAGUACUACCUGCUGCAGUUCACGCUGACUGUUCGCUGCCUCUACUACACCAGCUUCAGCCUGGAGCUCUGCUGGCAGCAGCUGCCUGCUGCAUCGACCUCCUACUCCUUUCCCUGGAUGCUGGCCUAUGUCUUUUAUUAUCCAGUCUUCCACAAUGGGCCCAUCCUCAGCUUCCCGGAGUUCAUCAAACAGAUGCAGCAGCAGGAGCAUGAAUCCCUGAAGGCCAACCUGUGUGUCCUGGCCCUGGGGCUGGGCCGCCUUCUUUGCUGGUGGUGGCUGGCCGAGCUGAUGGCUCACCUGAUGUACGUGCACGCCAUCUACAACAGCAUCCCCCUCCUGGAGGCUGUCUCUGGUUGGACGUUAGGAGGACUGGCGUUAGCCCAGGUGCUCUUUUUCUACGUGAAGUACUUGGUGCUCUUUGGCGUGCCGGCUCUGCUCAUGCGCCUGGAUGGACUCACUCCGCCCGCCCUCCCUCGCUGCGUGAGCACCAUGUUCAGUUUCACCGGGAUGUGGAGGUAUUUUGAUGUUGGACUGCAUAAGUUCUUAAUCAGGUAUGUGUACAUUCCAGUGGGCGGGUCCCAGCAUGGCCUGCUGGGGACACUGUUUUCCACGGCGAUGACAUUUGCAUUUGUGAGCUACUGGCAUGGCGGCUACGACUACCUCUGGUGCUGGGCAGCGCUCAACUGGCUGGGAGUCACUGUGGAGAAUGGAGUCCGGAGGCUGGUGGAGACUCCCUGCAUCCAGGACAAUCUGGCCCGAUACUUCUCCCCACAAGCUCGCCAUCGAUUCCACGCUGCCCUUGCGUCUUGUUCCACCUCGAUGCUGAUCCUGUCCAACCUGGUGUUUCUGGGGGGCAAUGAGGUUGGGAAAACCUACUGGAAUAGGAUCUUCAUACAAGGCUGGCCAUGGGUGACCCUCUCUGUCCUGGGAUUCCUGUACUGCUACUCCCACGUGGGCAUUGCCUGGGCCCAGACCUACGCCAUGGACUAAUGCUGUUGGGUCCAGGCCAGUCCUUGCUGCUGGCCUCCAAGGCAAACAGUGCUUCACCCUGACCUCUCACUCCAGCACAGACUCUAAGGGAUUUGAUCUGUUCAUUUUCGGUUGAAUGUUCUCACUCCAAGACUGGAUGCUAGAUGUCAUAGAAAAUUCACAGCCAAACAAUCUUCUAACCUCAAGUCUUUGAAAUCUUCUACCCCAACCCAUCAUUUUCCUAUUGAGGAAGCUGGGGUCCAGGGCAGUUUUGUGUCUUGCCCAACUACACAAGGUGACAUUUUGGUCUAGAACCUACUCUCAUGAGCCCUUUGCAUUCUUUCCCCUUAAGCAAGAAUAGAAUGUAGUGGACAUUUAUUGAUUGAGACACAGAAAUCCUGAUUAGUGAUAGGCCUGUCUUCUGGGCGGUAUUUCUAAAAUAUUUGAGUGACAUUGAUGUUUAAGUGACCUCCUUUAUCACAUCCCACAGUGUCUCUAGAAGCAGCACUAGGGUUUGAGCUUCACACUUCAGCCCCUCUGUAGGAAGGAGAGCAAGCCACAGCUGUCUUUUGAAUUACCUAGUCCAAGAAGACAGUAGCAGCCCUGUAGCAUUCUAAGGCAUCCGUACCCAAGGAGUCCUGUGAUUUGAGCUUCAGCAGGGUGAUCUACAUUUGCGUGCUUGUUUCUGAGAUUUGCAGAGAAGUAUAACAUGGUAGUUCCUCUACCUUACAGUUAAUAGUUUCUUAAUAAAGAAGCAGCAUUUAGAAACCACAGGAUAGUGUAUCCACAGAUGGGUGCUAUCAGGCUAGUCAUGAGGAUGGUGUCCUGGAGUCUUGUCCACCCUCUCCACACGUCUCAAAAGUCAUCCUCCUAUUCAGUGAUUCACCUUUAGUGGUUUAUAUUGUUAUGGUUUGAUUCAAAUGGAGCCUUUUCUGUCAUGUAGAUAAUCUACAUGUUUGUAGAAUUAUUUUUAAUAUGUUUGAGGAAAAUGUUUAAAAUCUAAAUAUAUUCACAUAACUUGAUUAUUCACUCCUCUAAAAAGAUGCUGGAUAGGCUACGAAAGGUCCCAAGUGGUAGAUAAUUCAGGAUACUUCUGUUUGAAUUUGGAAUUUUUUUUUUUUUGAGUGGGGAGGGGUAAAGGAGCCUUAAAAUUUGAAUCCAUAAUAUGUCUAAUUACAGGAGAAUUUACAAGCAUCUCAAGUAGGUGAAUUAAGUUGUCAUUGAGUGAAAGGUUCACCUGGACCUAGUGCUGCCUCCUGUUUAUUACAUAGCAUGGCCCUUAUGUCUUGAGUUGAGGUUAUCAACUCAAUGAGGCUUAAACUCCUAGAGUACAGGACAAUUUUGUUGACUGUCUUUCUUCAUAGCUUCUCUGCUUGGCAAAGAGAUGGGAGGGGGGCCAGAUACUGACUACCCUGGGUAGGCACAUUAUGUGUUAACUGAAGCAAAAGACAGAGGCCAGAGAGGGGCAGGUAGACCUGCAUAGCAGCAGCCUCAGCAGCUGUCUUGGUAAAGGAGAGAGAGAGAGACAUGGGGCCGGUGAUUCCAGGGUGCUCAGAAGUUUUAGGAAGGAAUGAGCCUCAGGGAGGAGUGGGCACCUACAUGAAUGCAGUAAACCUUCAUGGACUAACACUGAUUCAGGAUUUGUGGCCAGCCAGAGGGAGUUCGGCUGAAGUUUACUUGGAAAGAAAGGGCUUGCUAAGAAAAAAAGGAGUAUAAAAAUGAUGAUAUGGAAGUGUCUAAUGUAUGUGUACAUGUAAGUAAUACAAAAGUUUUGAGCUCUUCCAAGUAUACCAUUUAUAGAAAAACAAAUAGGCUUAUUCAUUCAUUAAACUAUUUUGGAAGAGUCAGUGGAUAUAUUUGAAAGUGGUAAUCCUGAAUUUCUUUUAAACUAUUAUAUGAUUCAUAGUGGUUCUCAGGAAUUAAUAAAUGAUUACUGUGUUUAGCUCUG